CUGCAACUCUCUACACAACCACGACCAUGUUGCCACUCAGGCAGUCUGUCUUUAUCGUUCUCUUGGCGUUGCUUCUAGGAGCUUACUACAACGGAAACUUCAUUAGUGAAAGUCCUCCCCAAAAACCUGAUUCAAAUGAAUACGAACCAGAGCGCUUUCGCUGUCGUCCGUUCCUUCCGAAACUCUUCUCACCCAACACACCCAUCGAUCAGCAUAACGAGAUACAGCUUGCUUCACAUCGUCUUCGCAGCUUCCUAGCGGAUAGGUUCUCAUCCGGGGAUAUAGACAGUCUCUCUGUUGCUGUUGUGACUCCCGGUGGCACUGUGUUUGAAGAGAAUUAUGGUAUGAGACGUGGGAAUGAGUCAAAAACUUCUCUUCCAACCGACAGUCAUUCAGCAUACCGGAUCGCAUCAGUCACGAAGCUGUUCACGGUACUGGAAGGUCACAUUCUCGCACAGAAGCAUAUUAUAUCUUGGGAUGACCCAGUCAACAAGUACUUGCCCAGGUUCAUGUAUCGCAAUGAUACCAUCAGCAAACAACAUCAUGAAAAUUCUCCUGUUACCCUUCUUCAGCUUGCCAGCCAUGUGUCUGGCCUAGGAAGAGAUUGGCCUCCUGGUGAUGUAGCAAAUUGGCCUAAGGAUCUUGUAGGCGCAGGUCCCCCUCCCACUAAUGGAUUACCUUUCCCAAGUCAUGAAUCUCUUUACCAAUCUAUAGAAGAGAACUUUCUUGUCUCUCCCCAAUUUUCAUGGCCUGUGUACUCAAAUACUGGUAUAGGCUUAUUGGGAAUGGCACUUGUUGCUGCGAACCGCCAGGUAAAUGGUCCCAAGGAGCCAAACCUUUUUUCAGAGCUGGUUCAACGUGAUAUAUUUGAUAAGAUACACAUGAAUGACAGCCAUUUUUUGGUGUCUGGGCAGAACAAAGAUAUGGUGGUAGUACCAUCUUUAGCUCCAGAGGUUGCUGAUCAGGACUUUUUAGAUGCCAUGAAUCCUGCAGCUGGACAAUUUUCAUCUUUGAGAGAUUCUGCUAUUUUUCUCAGAAGCCUCCUGAGCUCAGGAACCCAAGGUAGCCUCCUUUCCAAGACUACUUUCAACAACUGGAUUCAUUCUGCACAUGCCUUUGAGGAGGAUGACUGGACAGAAACUGGAUUUGUCUGGGAAAUCAUCAAAGCACUUGACUCCAAUAACAGGUUGAGGCGUAUCUAUUGGAAGCUUGGAGCCAUGGCUGGAUACCACGCAGCUAUUGCAAUCCAUCCUGGCACAAUGUAUGGAGUAUCUGUGCUGCUUUCUGGUCAUUAUCCUGAUGCAGGCAAAAUUGCAUAUGAUGUGUUUGAGGUUUUCCAGCCACACAUUGAUACUGUGCUUGCAGAGCUCGCAACCUCUCUGUAUGUUGGGACUUGGGUCAAUUCCGACAGUAAUACCACUGUUGCUGUUGCCAUUGACAAGGGCACAUUAUAUGUGGACAAGCUUGUCCUAAAUGGGACCAAUAUUUUCACUUAUUUCAAUCCCUUCUCAGACCGACUUGCACUGAGAUCCACUGAACAAUUGGAUGAAUUUCGAAUUGAUAUCGGUAUCCCAUUUUACAAUGGAAAACGUCAUAUGGGCUGUUAUCCAUAUUGGGCUGGAUUGGAUCUAUGGGGUCAGCGCAACCAGGCACCCCUCAAUGUGAUUUAUUUUAGUGGUGAUGCUCAAUUCCGUACAUUACAUGUUCCGUCCACUGGGUCCACAUUACAACGUGAUAUCUAAAGCGUUUUGCUUACUACAUCCCUUGUAGCUUGAAAUUCCAUAGGACUUCUCACUUUUGUCGUAUCUCUUGAUUACUUUGUACUUAUGUUCCAUACUUAAGAUACUCCCAGUUCAGUUUCGACGCAUAUCACGUGCUGGUCACAGCUGUGACCCCGCCAAAAAUCUCA
Lentinula edodes (shiitake mushroom) is the source of this 1909-nucleotide messenger RNA. Its product is annotated as beta-lactamase/transpeptidase-like protein. Bases 27 to 1742 code for a protein of 571 amino acids. The transcript is spliced from 6 exons. The record is from RefSeq and is a predicted model, not a curated record. NCBI's taxonomy places the organism in Eukaryota, Fungi, Basidiomycota, Agaricomycetes, Agaricales, Omphalotaceae.